Pleuronectes platessa (European plaice) is the source of this 1723-nucleotide messenger RNA. Its product is annotated as mortality factor 4-like protein 1. Gene Ontology annotation, cellular component: nucleus; NuA4 histone acetyltransferase complex. Gene Ontology annotation, biological process: regulation of DNA-templated transcription; chromatin organization. The transcript has 11 exons. NCBI's taxonomy places the organism in Eukaryota, Metazoa, Chordata, Actinopteri, Pleuronectiformes, Pleuronectidae. The record is from RefSeq and is a predicted model, not a curated record. The coding region runs from base 232 to 1212 and encodes 326 amino acids.
UCUGUGGGAGGGGGGCGGGUUUGUUGUUGUUGUUCCUUGCUGGAGCUGCUGUGAGCUGUGAUGUCUCCCCAGCGCAACACAACGACUUUAAAACUACACACAACCGCGGAUGAUCGGUUUUACUACACUUAACCGUGUCGCGUGUCGAAGCUCGUCGCAGGGGAACGAAGCUAGAGGGAGGGAAACCGGACGUUGACGUCAAGCUAACAGCUAGCUGGGUAGCUAGCUAGCAUGUUGUUUAUGCUAUGUGUUUCUCACUGUUGUGUUUCCCUCCUCGCAGGUGAAAGAGUCCUGUGCUUUCAUGGGCCAUUGCUCUACGAGGCAAAGUGUGUAAAGAUCAGCAUAAAGGAAAAGCAGAUUAAAUACUUCAUUCAUUACAGCGGAUGGAACAAAAACUGGGAUGAAUGGGUUCCUGAAAGCAGAGUUCUCAAAUAUGUGGACAGCAACCUUGCGAGACAAAAAGAGCUUCAAAAGGCUAAUAAGGACCACUAUGUUGAGGGAAAGAUGAGGGGUUUAGCACCAAGUAAGAAGAUUGCUGCUGUGCAGCAGAAAAAUGUUGAUCUGAAAGUGAAAAAGGCAAAACAGAAGACCCCAGGGCCGGGUGAAGGUACCAGCAGCGGAGAAACGCUGCAGGGACCACGGAAGAAGAGGGCUCGGGUCGAUCCCACUGUGGAGAGUGAGGAGAUGUUCACCAACCGUGUGGAGGUCAAAGUAAAGAUCCCUGAGGAGCUAAAGCCCUGGUUGGUGGACGACUGGGACCUCAUCACUCGGCAGAAACAGUUAUUUCAUUUGCCUGCUAAGAAGAAUAUAGAGACUGUCCUGGAGGACUAUGCAAACUAUAAGAAAUCAAAAGGAAACUCCGACAACAAGGAGUAUGCAGUAAACGAAGUGGUGGCAGGAAUUCGUGAGUACUUCAACGUGAUGCUGGGCACGCAGCUGCUUUACAAGUUCGAGAGGCCGCAGUAUGCUGAGAUCCUAGCUGAACACCAAGACAUGCCAAUGUCGCAGGUUUACGGAGCUCCACACUUGCUACGGCUAUUUGUUCGUAUCGGAGCCAUGCUGGCCUACACUCCACUGGACGAGAAGAGCCUGGCUUUGCUGCUCAGUUACCUCCAAGAUUUCCUCAAGUACCUGGUGAAGAAUUCAUCCACCCUGUUCAUUGCCAGUGACUACGAGGUCGCACCCCCAGAGUACCACCGCAAGGCAGUUUGAGAGCUCCCAGCACACAGCGCUCCUCAUUGAGACGCAUCCUCCCAGUCGCCCAGAACACAUGUAAAAUAACCAUUAUCUUUUGAGUGCAGACUUACAGGAUGAGAUUUUUCACUUGAAAUGAUGCGCUUCCUCCUCCUCGGUCUCAGGAGCUAAUCAAAUAAAGUCAAAUAUUUGAAGUUUCACUGAACCUUGCUGAACCUUCCUCUCUUUCUCUCUCUCUUUUCUCCCUUUGUGCUUUUUUUUCUCUCACUUCUUUGAAAAGACUCAAGAAACAAUGUUCUCCCUGUUGUGAAGUUACUGUUCCACAAGCAGCUCUUUGGUGUAAUUGGUGCAUUCCAUCAGAUAUUUGUUAUUGUUGCAUGCAUGUAUUUAUUAGUGUUUCUUCUGCCACACCGGUGCAAUCAAAUGCUGGACCACAAGGUCAACAUUCAACAGUUUCUGUUUUUGUAUCUCUAUCUUGUGUAUUUGUAUCGAUUUGUAAAAAAAAAAAAAAAAAAAAGUUUCUACACAA